AUGCGCUAUGACAUGUCUGACUACUGUGCCAACGCAUGCAGACUGUACGAAGAUUUGUCAAAGCGUCCUCUCAAACCUGCCAGCACACCUUUUGUUCCAGAUGGCUCUAUCCUCGCGUCAGAUUGGGAAAGCAAAGGAGCUUUGGCCUCAGAAGCGUCCAGAGUGUUAAUGAAAACACUUUGGUUAGCAAGACUAUCGCGUCCUGACUUAAUGAAAGGGAUAUCUGACUUGACGCGCCGCAUAACGCGAUGGUCCGUCGCGGACGAUAAAAAGUUGCACAGGCUGAUGUCAUACCUGAAAGGUACCCCAAACCUGUCGGUUGUUCACAAAAUGGGAGACGCCUUUGAAGAUUUGCGCUUGAGUCUUUACACCGAUGCAGAUCACUCAGGCGACGUUGACCACGCUCAAUCCACCAGCGGCAUGAUCUUAUGCCUAGAGGGAGAAAACACCUACUGGCCUUUGGCUUGGAGCAGCAAAAAGCAAACAGCCACAUCCAGGAUUCUGGUAUUUGGCGAAGCCUUGCCAGCUCAAGAGUUCCUGGAAACUCUCACUGGGAAGGAAGCUAAGCUGGUAUGCCAUCAAGACAAUAGUGCUGUCAUCCAAAUCGUCCAUGCCGGGUACUCGCCCAAGUUGCGACACGUCAGCAAGACUCAUAGAGUGAACUUGUCUUCGCUCUACGAAGUCUUUGAGUCAGAUCCGUUAAUCCGGCUUCAGUGCAUCAACACUGAACUUCAAGAGGCGGACGUUUUCACCAAAGCACUUCCUCCUGCCAAGUUCCCUGCAGCUUUGAAGCUCCUCCGAAUGGUGGCCUGGGCGCCCCUGGGUGAGGCCUUCGACGACUACGGCGGGCUGCAGAGCAUGAUCAAGAUAUGGAGCUCCAUGGCCAUAGCUGCCUGGGUGUGCUGGGCAGGGAACUUUGACUGCAGUGCCUCCGUGUAUCAGGAGCCAUCCUGCUUGCUGCAGCUCGCGCAAGGAGGGUCCAGAGGUCUCCGGGCGUCAGAACCAGACUGCCCCAGCUCUGACUGGGCGGAGCAGGUGCGCGUUGUCCCGUCGCCAGCCCCGAAGGCGGGGAAUCCGAAGCCAUCAGCAGGUGCAGCGGGUGACUUCCACCUUCUUGGAUGGACCUUGCCAGGCCGCCCAGACGAAGUCCUCAUUUACAGCAGAUCGGCAAAUGGAGCGUGGGAGUUAGACUCGAACAUUACGGACAUAGCAACCCGGAACGUGACGCUGUCGUUUGGUUGGGCCAGAGACACAGCUUUGAGCAGUGCAAAAGUUGUCGUAGCUUACGAUGCAACGUCCCCAGCAGGUCCUGCCGCUCACACCUUCAAGCACAACGGGGUCUCCUGGGUGUUCUUGGGACAGCAACUGUUUCCAGGAACCGAUGCCAUGUCUCUUGGGGGAAACUUGUUGGUCCUGGCGAACAGUUCAGGCAUGUAUCAGACAUUCCAGAUUCAAGGCGCAAGUUGGACGGCAGUGCCCACUGCCGACCUCGUGAUACCCACAGCGUUUGUCAGGUUUGCUGUGGACGGUCACACCCUGGCCGUUGUAUUAGCGCCGGCAUCCUUUUCCAACACACAAGUGCUGUUGUUUCAAUGGACGGGUAGCUCGUGGUUCGGGCCAGUGGCAAACAUCUCAAGCCCCACCGCUGCUCCGUUCAAUGGCGCCGGCCCAGUCGCCGUGGACGGGAACUAUGUCGCCGUGUUUUGGGCUUUGGCCGGCACCCCGACCCGCCUCCUCGUCAUCUACGAAAGCCAGGAUGGCUCGUGGUCUGACCUCACCGAGGUCUUUCGGACGGAGCUAAAUAGCUCCCCGGAAUUGCUUGCGGUCUCUAGCUCCGGCCGCGCAGCUGCGGAGUGUGUCGCGACAUGCGACCGGGUUACCAUCUUCGAGGCGAGCCCCAAUGGAACUUGGAGCGCCGCACGGACGAUCAAGUUUCUCGUGGACGUUUCAGGGGGCUCGAUGGCUCGGGCUGCCCUCACGGCCACCUCAGUUGCGGUGGCCGAGAUUGCAGUCCCAAGCUUCGGAUCCGAGUACUUCCCCGGCGGACGGAUCUUCGGAUGCAACGCGACGAUACUAUCGACGUUGCCCUUGGGUAUGUUGGCGCCGCCGGCGCUUUUCAUCUCGUCGGAGGAUGUGCAAGCGUCGCUGCAGGCCAUGGCGGCUUUGCUGGAGUUGCUGCGCUGGCCCAACUUCACUCAUGAUGAUGAGGUUGGCCAGGGCACUGAGGGGAAGUUUGGGAUCCCCAGAUUCAAUGGUGAGCCGACCAGACUCGCCGAGUAUGCUUUUAGAGUUCGAGCCAGGAUUGCCAAGGAGAAGACGAUGAGCAAGGAAGAGAAGGCCAAGCUUGGGCCUCUUGGGCUGCGCCUCGUUGAGGGGAUCUCCGGAACGGCUUUGCGCAUGGUGCAGACCAUGGAGAUGACCGUUUUCGAGCAAGAGGACGGCCCCGACAAAUUGCUGGAGACCUUCGAGAAGAUCCUCAGACCCAAGCGGCUUCAGCAGCUCACGUGGUACCGCUGUCUCACGGACUGCAGCAAUGAGAUGCGCCUUCCGGACAUGGCGUUGGCUGAGCAAUUGCUUGCUUCCUCGAAUAUCUCGGCCGACCAUCAGCUGCUCAUCCGGACGGCGAUCAAGGGCGAGAUCACCUUUGAUGCUGUGGCCGACGAACUGGUGGCUCAACACGGCCGGAUCCAUGAGAGGGAGCGACGCACGCCAGACACGACGGAGUACAACGAGCACCACGACCUCCCAGAGGAGGAAAUGUAUGAGGGGUACAUCGCCGAGGAGGAGCUGGACUUCGAGGAGGAGCAGAUUGGCUAUCUCGUCGAGGACGGGGUGGAUUUGCUGGACCCUGACACUGCCGAGUAUGCAGCCGACCUUAUGCAGAUCGAGCAAGAAGCGCACUUCGCACGCAAGGGUGCUUCGAAGAAGGGUAGCGGCUUCCGAGGCCCGCCCACGCGGCAAUUUGCCGUCACUGGCUCACUCAGCCUGGAAGAGAGAAGGAGGAAGGUGGCGGACCUGAAGGCCCGCACCACUUGCCGCCGCUGCGGACAACGCGGCCAUUGGCAAGGAGAUCCGCAUUGCCCUCAGACCAAAGGCGCUGGCCGAUCAGGAAAGGCGCGACCAGGAUCCUCGACGACAUCCCCGCCUAGCUCUACUACAAGUUCGCUGUCGCAUGGCAAGGGCAAUGCUGGGAAAACUGGCAAGCCUCGUCCCGUGUACUUUGCCAUCCGCGAGGACGAGCCGCACCGGCGCACCGCCAACUUGGCCUAUCGGACACCAGGCCUCAACGACUAUCGGGCUGUGCCACCGCCGCGUGAUCUGCGCGGCAAUGGCGUCAUUGACCUUGAGACCGACGGCAACGACCACAGCCCAACCGAGUCCUCGUGGAGCUUGGUGCCUGCAGAGUUGCAACCGCGAUGGCUUCCGGAUGCCACGCCGGCACCUACGGCGAAUGACCUCGAGGAUGCAAUGCUGCAGCAAGCCCUUAGUGCAAUGGAAGUGGACACUCCGAUUCAUGCGAUCGGGGGGCCAGCCGCUUCAUCUUCUACAAGGAUGUCGGCGACGACACCAACGAGAGCAUCGCCGACCUCCUCGACCCCGACCAUGUCUCAGCAGUCACAGCCCUCGCCGUCGCGAACGGGGUGCCAGCACCUAAAGACCACCACUAAGGGCAGCAAUGCGCACUAUCGCCAGGUGAAAUGUCUCGACUGCGGGGCCUUGCUUGAGCGGACGAAGAUCGAGCCGACGACGUCCACUGCAUCGACUACCGCCAUGCCAAAGCCUGGCUGCGCACAUCACCGGGUCUCUUGGCGAGGAACGAAUGCUUUCUCUUGGAAGCGCACCUGCUUGGACUGUGGUUUCCAGGAGAGCGGCCCGAGCAGUACGAGACCAGCGCCAGCAGCAGGCGCCCCGGGUCCUGGAAGGACACCGCAGCAGGAGAGCCGAGGUUUGUCAUCGUUGGACGAGGAGACCUAUCUGACACGAGCAGAGGCGGAGCGUGCCGUGGCAACCUUCCAGGAGGCUGUGCACCAACGGCUUCAACACGUCGGAACCGAGAGCUACAUCAAGGGAAGCUCUUUGCGAGAAUCCUUGAGGCUGAUCCUGCAGAUGGUGACCGUCUUCAACGACCCGCUGCCAACAGAGCCACAACCUGUACCGCAACGUGACGCUGAGCUUGGACGAUUGGAGACCCUCCGCGAUCGUGCCUCUGCUCUGGCCACCGAGGGGAAGUACAAGAACGAGCCCGUCUACCAUGCCUACCAGGACAUCGGCUACCGCAAUUGGGUGCAAGCGAACAUCGACGACCGCAGCGGGCGAGGGAUGAAGCAACUCAAGCUGCUCUUCAUGGAAAUCGCCCAGCACGAGACUCACCAUGGCCCCCUCUUCAAGGAGCCAGUUCGACGAGCUUUUAUGGCCCUUAAUGAUGUCGACCUGGAAGGGCCCACGGGAUCGGAAGGUGCUUUGGUCUGUGUGCUGGACACAGGUUGCAACACUACGUGUCAUGGCAGCCGAUGGUUGCAGCGCUACCUGGAGCUCACCAAGCAGGAGGCCCCUGAUCUUCUACCGGACACUGGUGGGGGAUUUCGCGGCAUUGGAGGUCUGGUCCAGACCUCUGGGGCCCGCGAGCUGGACUUGUGCCUGGAGCUUGCCAAUGGAGGAUAUGCCAACGGGAGCCUACGGAGCGUGGAGCUAGAGGACAGUGAUGCGCCGCUGCUCGUGAGUUUGGAGGCACAGCGGAGGUUGGGCCUGGUUCUUGAUCUGAGUCGCGAGGUGGCCCAUUCUCAGCUUCUUGGUCAUGACCUUCGACUUGUGCACCAUAAUGGGUUAUUUGGCCUGCGGCUCCUGCCGGGGAACUUCGCCUACUACUUCGACAUGCUCAACAAUGACCGGGACAGCCUGGAUGACGAAGACCUUGACCGGGAUGACCCGGAGGGCGACGUCGAGCCCAACGGCGACUUCACCAAGGACACCGACUUCACCAAGGACGGCGACUUCACCAAGGACAUCGACUUCACCAAGGACAUCGACUUCACCAAGGACGGCGGCUUCACCAAGGACAUCGACUUCACCAAGGACAUCGGCUUCACCAAGGACAUCGACUUCACCAAGGACAUCGACUUGACCAAGGACGGCGGCUUCACCAAGGACAUCGACUUCACCAAGGACAUCGGCUUCACCAAGGACAUCGACUUCACCAAGGACACCGACUUCACCAAGGACGGCGACUUCACCAAGGACAGCGACCUCACCAAGGACAUCGACUUCACCAAGGACAUCGACUUCACCAAGGGCAUCGACUUCACCAAGGACGGCGGCUUCACCAAGGACAUCGACUUCACCAAGGACGGCGGCUUCACCAAGGACGGCGGCUUCACCAAGGACAUCGACUUCACCAAGGACAUCGACUUCACCAAGGACGGCGGCUUCACCAAGGACAUCGACUUCACCAGGGACAUCGACUUCACCAAGGACAUCGGCUUCACCAAGGACGGCGACUUCACCAAGGACGGCGACUUCACCAAGGACAUCGGCUUCACCAAGGACAGCGACUUCACCAAGGACGGCGACUUCACCAAGGAAGGCGACUACACCAAGGACAGCGACGACAUCAAGGACAUCGUGGGCACCGAACCGGCUGUUGGUUAUUUGGCCUUUGACAAGAUGAAGACCCAUGCCAUGAACAAGGGCCAGGCGAUGAAGCACAAAGAGCAGAUCCUUGGGGUCAAGAGCCAAGAUCGACUUUUGUGGAACCAUGUGUGUCCCUACAGCUCACGCCGGCGUCCAUGCCUUCCCCGAGGAUGUGGAACCUUUCUUCUGGAAAUUUUCGGCUGUGCAGUGCUCACUGGCAUCGCCCACCAACACUACGGCUAUCCGGUCUCCACUCCCUUGGGAACCGGGCACCACAACCGCAUUGACUUGACGACCGAGACUGGGCGUGAGCAAGCCAGCCUGGUCAUCGAGAGGGAUGAUCCUUACCUUGUGGCAUUCUCGCCUUCGAGUACUAUGUGGUCUGGCUGGCAGCGUGUGAACGCCGAGCGCAACGAGAACAGCAAGGAGGUCUUGCUCAUGAACCCAGCCGGAUCUGAUCUUUGGAACACUUGGGACCUGCAAGAGCUUCUUUGUCAAGCUUCCACCCGAGAAGCAGCCACCGCCGAGCGUCUGGAGAAACUGUCUUUUGACUCCUGUGCUUUUGGGCUGCAGGACCCCUUCUCUGACAAGUACCACCGCAAGCCUAUGAGUGUGCUGACUGCUUCGCCUGCCCUCAAGGAGAUGCUUCGUCAACAUGGACUAUGCCCUCGAGACCAUGCUCACAGCUAUCUAGCUGGAAGGACAAAAUGCCGGAACACCGCCGGAUGGACAGUGGAGCUAUGCACGGCUGUCAUGGACGCGCACCUCAGGGACUUAGAUGGCAUCUUGGUCCGUGCAGCGUUCCCGGCCGAGGCUAUGGAGGAGGACGCGGCCGAGCCCCUGGAUGAUGACACCGCGCCCCUCACCUUGGACGAGAUCUACGGUGACGAGGACCUUGCCAGCUUCUUGCCUCAGGCGAAACAGGUCGAUGAGCAAGCUCUUCUCGAUGAAGAGACGCCCAAGCCUGAGAUCGAGCAGGACGAAGGACAGCCGCUCCAGGAGAUGAGAGCAAGGUGGCGUCAACUGCCACAGUCGACACGGAUUGCGGUGAGGAGGCUGCACACUAUGACGGGUCAUGCCUCGGUGACCUCAAUGCAACGCCUUCUUCGAACUGCUGGUGGCGACCCCGAUGUGAUAAAGGCCUUGCCCUACUUCCACUGCCCUGCUUGCGCAGCUCGGCGACGACCUGCCCAACAACCUGCCACAAGGAUGCCCAGCGAAUACCGCUUUAACGUAGAGGUGGCGCUGGACUGCUUCGAGAUCCGAGACGUAAACCGCCACCGUUACACCGUUCUCUCGGCUGUUUGCAUGGGCACGCUCUACCAUACUGCCAUGGUGGUUUCUCCAAAUGGUGGCAUGCCCUCCUCGAAGAGAUGCUUGGACGCCUUCCGGACCAUGUGGCUGGACUGGGCUGGUCCGCCGAGACGCCUGGUACUUGACCGUGGUGUCCACAACCGAGGGAUUUUCUCUGAAACCAUCAAUGCCAUGCACAUCGAGCUCAGGUACAUUGGUGUCGAAGCGCCCUACCAGCUCGGACGUGGGGAGCGCCAAGGGGGAAUAUUGAAGCAAAUUCUUCAGCAUGUGAUCGAAGCCCGCCAAGUGGACUCCCUUCGCGCGCUUGAGAUGUUGAUCCCGGAGGCUACUUUUGUCAAGAACAAUAGAGUCCAUCAUGGAGGCUUUACUCCAGCUCAGUGGACGUUAGGCCGCAUGCCUUUGGAAGUUGAUUCCUUGGUUGCUGAAGAAGCCGAGGGACGAGCUGGAGUACACGAGGAAGCCCUGAAUCCCGAGACCGAGUUCGGGAAGCAGUUGCAAUUUCGCAUGGCUGCCAAGGAGGCUUUCAGCUAUGUUGAUGGGGCUCAGCGAGUCCGAGCGGCAAUGCUUCGAAAAAUGACGCCCCAAAGGGGGCCCUUUGCGCCCGGCGACUUGGUCUGCUUCUACCGCAAGACUGGAGGUGGAGCUACCAAGGGACGCUGGAUGGGGCCAGCUCGUGUGCUUGGACUUGAAGGGCGAGGUUUGGCUUGGCUCACUCACGGCGGCAUUCCUAUUACGGCCAGUGUUGAGUCUCUUCGUUUUGCCACAGGAGGCGAAAUUGCUGCUAAGCGGAACCUGGAGCUGAGACCUUCCAGGAAGCGACGCCGUGAACUUGUGGAGCCUGACGAGGAGUUCGAGUACCCCUUUGGAGACGAUCUGGUGGGAGCACCCACGGCGCAAGGCGGAGGCAGGGAGCCUCAGCAGAUUCCCUUCUUUGACAAUGAGGACCCAGACUUGGAGGAGUACUUGCCCAGUCCUUCAGCAGAGCCGACCAUUGAAAGUCCACCGCCCGUCCUGGGGCCACCGCCUGGACUUCCGCCGCCCGCAGGCGACAUUGGCGCGCAACAGCUUCCUCCAGUACCCGAAGAAAGUGACUCAGACCUGGACGUGCCCACUACCAGUGGAGAACCUGAAGAGGAACUGCUACCACCGAGUGGUCCAGCCACGGCACCGCCAAGUCGACGGUCUUCGGACACACAGCCAGCAGCUGAUGCUCAAAGCGCCUCUACACGGACUACCAACGCACAGCCGACGACUUCUACCCCACUGGAAAGCUUCGCGCAGGGCACCUUGCAACGUGCUCUUCGUCGAUCACCGGAUGCUCUUGAUGGGAUGCCCAACGCAGCUCGCAGCCUUCAACAGCAUGAUGCGGAUAGGUCGCGUUCACCAGCUCCCUUGACACGUGGAGCACCUAGUGAGAGAUCCGCCUUUGUCGGGUUCCUUGCCAGACGCACCAAGGCCAAGACGAACGCUGCCAGGGCAAAGGAGCUCCACCUCAACAAGUCCACCCCGGAACGAAAGCAGAAGAUGCUGGCGGCGCGGGCCAAGGAGUGGAUGAACUGGACAAGCUUCGAAGCCACAACAGUGCUUCCUCCAGCUGACGCGGCCAAGUUCCUGAAGGAGCACCCCGAGGUGGAGGUGAUACCCACGCGCUGGGUUGACACGUUGAAGUCCGAGCCCUGGGAGGAGGACCGCCACAAGGCAAGGAUGGUGGUGCGCGGUGACUUAGAGAAGGACAGUGAGCUUCGAACCGACAGUCCCACGUGCAGCCAGCAGAUGCUGUCUUUCACCCUGGCUUUGGCUGCCGGACGUCGAUGGCCAGUUUUCGGUGGUGACAUCACAGCGGCCUUUUUGCAGGGAGAGAGUAUCACACGUCAGCUCGUGCUUUCUUUGCCCAAGGAUGGUGUGGAAGGCGUCGAAGAAGGCAGCAUCAUGAUUGCCAACAAGCCCGUCUACGGCACCCGCGACGCUCCACGUGGUUUCUGGAAGAAGCUGGCCAAGACCGCAAAGAAGCACGGCCUGCGCGAGGUCCCCUUCGAACCGGCCGCCUAUUCCUUGUCCAACAGCAAGGGCGAGCUUCUUGGACUGGUCGUCUCCCACGUCGACGACCUCCUAUGGACAGGUGGGCCCGAGAUGACCGAGGUGAUGCUCCGACUUCAGCAGGAUCUGAAAUUUGGAUCGCUUGACGAGGGCAACUUCACGUAUUGUGGAAGGCUGAUCACCCAGGAGGCCGAAGGGAUCCGGGUGACGUGUCCCAACACCGCUGCCAAGGUCAGGGCGAUCCAUUUGACUGCUCAACGUCGCAAGCAAAGGGACCUGCCAGCCACCGAAUCCGAGACGAGCCAGCUGAGGAGUGUUCUUGGCUCGUUGGGAUGGGUUGGCCGGGUCUGCCGACCGGACAUAUCAUAUGAGCUGUCUGCCUUGCAAGCCGUGCAGAAGCAGGCUUCCGUGCAGGACCUCCUGGACGCCAACCGGCUGCUCUACUACGUGCAGAAAACUCCCGAGGCUGGUGUCUUCUACAAGUACGGAGCCGUGGACAUUGACCGGGCGAUCCUUCUCUCGGUCACCGAUGCCUCCUACGCCGCCGACUACGAUACGAGCAGCAGUGGACAAGUCUUGGGAAAUCGCUCGCAGAGUGGACGACUGCUCUUCCUUGCGGACCCUAGCUUCUUGGAGAAGGGCGAAGGAGAGGUCUAUCUCCUCCAACAUCACUCGAAUGUGAUUCGCCGAGUUUGCCGCAGCACUCUUCAGGCCGAAACGCUCAGUAUGGUCUCCGGGCUUGAAGAAGCAGAGCACAUGCGUGCUGUGAUGUUUGGAAUGCGACACGUGUUGCAAGGAGACUGGCAGGUUCGAGCAAUGGACGCCGUCACCAUCCAGAUGCUCACGGACUGCAGAAGUUUGGAGGCGCACCUGCUGCAAAGUGGAAUGGGCACCACAAGCGACAAGCGCCUCUCCAUCGAUAUGAGUGCUCUUCGCCAGAUGAUCUGGCGGGAAAAUGGUGAGGCUUACGGAGACCCGCUCAACACAGAUGGCAUCCCAGCUGGUGCCACGACGAGAGUUGAGUGGAUUGAGACCAAAUCCAUGCCUGCUGAUGCCCUCACCAAACGGAUGCGCAGUGAACAGCUACACUUGCUGAUGGCAAAAGGCACACUGAAGAUCGACCGAGACCGCUCCUCGAAGAAAGCCGGCAGCAGACCGGUCUAA
Molecule: messenger RNA, 10143 nt
Organism: Symbiodinium natans
Lineage: Eukaryota; Dinophyceae; Suessiales; Symbiodiniaceae
Source: the annotation of a GenBank genome assembly